Ogataea philodendri is the source of this 1425-nucleotide messenger RNA. RefSeq lists its product as uncharacterized. The record is from RefSeq and is a predicted model, not a curated record. The transcript has a single exon. Lineage: Eukaryota; Fungi; Ascomycota; Pichiomycetes; Pichiales; Pichiaceae. The coding region runs from base 1 to 1425 and encodes 474 amino acids.
AUGACCAAAAAGGCCACCACCAACGCCAUAGACCAUUUGGCGGUGACGGAAUCCUUGGGAUACAAGGUGUUUCGCAAACAAACACGCUCGGUAUGGACAGAGGAGAAGGACAAGAUUCUGAGAGAGGCCGUUAUAAGUCAGUUUUUAGAGCAUGAAAAGCUGGAAAGUUAUGAUAAACAACGGAUCAAGCCCGAUUCCAUCGACUGGACCGCUAUUGCCGCCAAUUUCGAUAACUACAGCGCCAUGAGGUGUCGCAAACGAUGGGUGAGUGCCCUCGAUCCGCGACUCCGACGUGGUAAAUGGACCCCUGAGGAAGACGACCAGCUUCUGAAAGCGUAUCAAGAAUUGGGGCCCGUUUGGGGUAAAGUGUCCGAGCGCGUGGAAGGACGUACCGAAGAUCAAUGUUCAAAACGUUACAUCGAGGUUUUGAACCCAGAUAACACAGAUCGCACCAAACCUUGGAGUCUGGAAGAAGACUUGCAACUAAUUAAAAGUGUCCAAGAACACGGAACAAGAUGGAGAACGGUGGCUGCUGCGAUCCACGGCCGGCCAAGUCUGACGUGCAGAAACCGCUGGAGAAAAAUUAUGACCGACGUUGCGCGGAAACAGGCGUCCAGACCGAUCAUGGUAGCCGUUGGAGCGAUAGAUGGCAGCUACGACGAAUCUGGCAAACGGGAACCUGCACAAGCGCCACCGGUCUCUGUUACACCAAUGCCUGUUCCACAGACCACAUUCCAAAGACAACCGCUAGCAAGACCUGCGAAUGGGAUGAUUCCUGGCAAGUCUCAAACCGAAUGGAGAUUCGAGAUGAUCGACCCGAAAACCAACGAGCCUAUAUCAAAUUUCAACGGCAGUGUUCAGUCACAGGACCAGGUGCACCGCAUCAUCGAGCUAGCCAAAUAUAACGGCGUCAAUAUCACCAUCCACCAACACAUUCAUCAUCAUUACAGUGCUCAGACGUCGGCAUUGGACCCAACAACGUCUCUCAACAGAUAUUCCCACUUUAAUUACCUUCCACCGUUGACGGAAGUGCCAAAACUGACAUCGAACUCGGGAGGCUCGCCGCACACCGAGACCAGUCCGGCUGCUACGCAAACAGGGGGUGCGAAAAGCACUCCACCAAACACGAGCGACGACGAGGAGAUGGAGGACCAGGACUUCUGGGAGUCCAUGCGGUCGCUCACGCAGCCGACGGCCCCCACCGUGGGGAGCAAGCCCGUUUCACGCCACCACCCGCUCCACUACCAGGACAAGUACGUGACAGAGGUGACCGAGUACUCGCACGGGGUCAGCGAGUCACGUGUCGAGGAUGACGAGGACGAGGAAGAAGAGGCCGAGGCCGAGCAGUACGGCUGGUACUACAAUGUUCCGCGCAAGGGCACCGGCACCGGUGAUGGGUACGUGAUGCCGUUCAACCCAUCCUGA